Molecule: messenger RNA, 537 nt
Organism: Pieris macdunnoughi
Lineage: Eukaryota; Metazoa; Arthropoda; Insecta; Lepidoptera; Pieridae
Source: the annotation of a GenBank genome assembly
AUGCCCGCUUAUCACUCCACUUUAACGGACUACACUCAGUCUGUCGGGAAUUUAGCUCUCUUGCCGAUUCGCACAACUUUUCGCGGACCGGCUCCAAUUAAUCCAAAGAUUGAAUUAGAUAUUAUUGAUGAGGCGUUAAAUUAUUUUAAAGCCAAUGUUUUCUUUCGUUUUUAUGAGAUAAAGUCUGAUUCUGAUAGAGUACUCAUUUACCUUACAUUGUAUAUAUCCGAAUGUCUAAAGAAGCUCCAGAAAUGUGCAAAUAAGAACCAGGGACAGCAAGAAAUGUACAUGCUUGCAAUAUCUAAGUUUGAUAUUCCUGGAGAACUUGGAUUCCCAUUAAAUUCUGUUUAUGCCAAACCUUCUAGUCCUCAAGAAGCUGAUUUAAUGAGACAAUAUCUUCAGCAGUUGAGGCAUGAAACUGGAGGUAGAGUUUGUGAGAAAGUUUUUGCUACUGAAGAUGGAAAACCAAGCAAGUGGUGGCUAUGUUUUGCUAAAAGGAAAUUCAUGGAUAAAUCUUUAUCUGGGCCAGGCCAAUGA